This is a messenger RNA of Coccidioides posadasii C735 delta SOWgp, 4247 nucleotides long. RefSeq lists its product as uncharacterized. NCBI's taxonomy places the organism in Eukaryota, Fungi, Ascomycota, Eurotiomycetes, Onygenales, Onygenaceae. Gene Ontology annotation, molecular function: protein binding. The record is from RefSeq and is a predicted model, not a curated record.
UUUUCAGGCGAAUGGUGCGUUCAUUUGGGCUUGAAUAAGUCUUAGAGAGAUUCUUCAGUUUUGUUUUAGUUUUUCAUAGAUUGAUCCUUCACCAUCUACCGGAAAGUGACUAUCAAAACUUCCGCAGUGAGGUACAUUCCUACCGAAUAUGCUUCAAAUAUCUUAGCAUUUCCGAUCCUCUCUCACUCUCUCUUUUUCCGUUUAUAUCGCUUGCAUUCUGAGGCAAUGCUAGAGCGGGCUGCGCGAUGCAUCGAGACCGCAGGCCAGCACAUUUUCCUUUACUCCAAAAGUCCACUUCGGUCCCGACGAAUUUUACAUUCAAAUUUCUGGCACCAUGGCGCAGUUGAUAUAGAUAUACCUUUUUGGUGUUUUGGUUUUCUCUACCCGCCUUCUUCCCCCGGAGAUCCUAAUUGCCGCGACCGAGAACAACGAAUUUCGUCUAAUCGCCCUGCAUCCUCCGCACACCUUGAAUUUCUUUACCCGCCCCGAACCCAGUCCUUUGCGCGAGCUUACCUACGGACACGGAACCUACAUAGGAGCUCGGCUAUUCGACGGAGAAAACGGUUUUCUUAUCGAGGUUUCGCGUCCUCGACAGACGAUCCUGACGGGCAUAAAGUUCCGGCCGCGAAUGAACUAGGACGGGUAUCCGAGGCGUCGACCACGCAUUCUAACGGGGAUGCCGUAUCCGAUGGGUUACGCCAGUUAUUUUCCAAAGACGGCCCACCGGCCUACGCUAGAGCGUGGGGUCUUUUCCAGGCCGCUGGAAGCCCCCGUGAAUUAAUUCCUCAAAUGCUCGCCUAUCUUUCGACUUCUGAUAGGCGUAUUGAUGCUGAUCGAACGAAGAUGCUUUUCAACGUUAUCCCGAUUUCGGAAAGGAAGGCAAAGGAUUAUUUAUACGCAGUGAAGACAGCACUAACUUGGAACGUUGACGGUCUUCGGGCUAAAGAUAUAUACAACGAAGCAGUGUCUAGGGCUGAGGGAGAUCUGUGUUGGAGCUUUGCGAUUACAUUUUUAAUAAACCGGCAAAAUUGGCAUGAAGCCAUUGAAAUUUGGAAUAAUCGACCCGUUUCGGGAGCCUUGGGGGGAACACAGGCUAAAUCUGUCGAGUUGCCUGACUUGUCUCGAUUGCCAAACCUGAUUUUUUCAUUUCUCAAGGCAAUACAGAUGGGAAAAUUAGACACUGACACGUCGGGCCUGGCUGACUUUCUUAAAUUCAUGGUAUAUCAUGUGGUUUCUAGUCGGAAAUUGAUCAUGGAAAUGUCCACGAAAUCGACGUUGCUAUUGCUCGAGCGCCUUUACUCGCUGCAGUUACUUGAGCCUGGAUUCUACUUGAAAGCGAUCUCCACCUUGCAGUCGGUGGGUUUACGAUCUGCAAGCGCCAGAGCAAUAAUCCUUUACCGCAACUUGCGAUGGCGGCUCCCCAACGAAAAAGUUUCCGAACAACUUCUGACCCGGCUCAUAAAAAUGCUAUCCACGUUUGAGAUAUCGGAAGGCGUUAAGUAUCUACUCGAUGAGUAUCGGCAUUUCCACGAGAAACCGUCACCAGACGCAUAUCGCCAUGCCUUGACGGGGUUUGCAAGGCUGGGUAAGGAAAAUGAAGUUGAGGGCCUAUUUCAGAGUUACGUCAAGGAUCAUGGCAAGCCAUCAGAUCUUAAACUACUUUCCCCUCUUCUCUAUGUCCAUGCAAGUCUUGGUCAGGUUAAGAAGACCCAAACCAAGUUCAAUAGGCUAGCAAAGGAUUUCAAUUUGCCUCCGAAUGUGGUGUGUUGGAACAUACUUCUUACCGCUUACACGAGGGCCGAUGAUUUCAGUGGUGCUCUUUCAACCUUCCGGACUAUGGUCCAGAAUGGUAUCAGUCCCGACUCACAUACCUUCGGCAUCUUGAUCGGAUUCCUUGCCAAUAAAGGUGAUGUGGAUGCAGUCAUUAAUCUAUUCGGAAUUGCAAAGCAGAAUAAGGUCCCUAUAAAUUCUACUCUAGUUGAUGGAGUUGUUGGGGCGUUAUGCAAUAACCGAAGGUAUGGUGACGCCGAAAAGGUGGCCAAUGAAGCGCUUCAGUUGAACUUGCAUGGUUCCCUGACAAGAAUGUGGAAUGUCCUCCUCUGGAAUUACGCCUUUAUACCGGACGUCGAGUCGGUUUCAAGAAUACAAGCACGGAUGCAACAAGAAGGCAUUGAAUUUGAUGGAAUGACGUACGCGGCGCUGAUGCUAAGUCUUGUCCGUUUGGGCAAACUUGAUACAGCCCGCCAAAUAUUGGGUAAACUUCAUCGAAGCCGCCGGGUCCAUAUUACCGAACUCCAUUACGCCAUCUUACUCCGUGGCUAUUUAAAGGAAGGAAACCGUGACAUGAUACUAAUCCUCUACAAGGAAAUGAUUGAAAGGUUUAAUACGCUUGGCCUCAGCGGGAGCCUCUCGAUGCUUAGAGCCUAUAUAAACCGCGAUCUCCAGCGAUUCAAGGAGAACGGUGGCAUUGACGGAGACGAACCUUUGCAGUUGCCACGUGCAGAACGAUUCUUGGAUUCGAUCAUGGAAAAUUUCGAUGUCUCUAUGCUCGCAACUAAACAACCACAACCGGGCGCUGGAAAGCGGGCGGUUAGGGAGGCCUUCCCUUCUGCGUAUUAUGAAUCCCUCAUCCUAGCUUAUGGUUCAGGGAGCGAAGUCGAAAAGGCCAACAGGGUAUUGGACAAGUACAAUUCGAAGACGCGAGAGCUUUCUUGGGGACAGCAGUCUUCUCCCCUUCCGAUGCUACAUGCUCAAAUGGCCACAUACCUUAGACAAGGAAAACACGACAAAGUCGACAUGUGCUGGAAGAAGGCUGUGGAGAGCAUAAGUAGCAUUGCACAGCCUAUGAACCUUGACUCUUUAUUAGCUUACUCGCUCCCGUGUGAGUUCAAGAACCCAGACGGUUCACAAGACCAACGUCAGGAAACCCAGUCGAAUAACCAUACCUCUAGCAUCCUUCCAUCUUAUCGCUUUGCCCUCUCUCGCUGCAUUUCUGUUUUGAUGCAGUCAUUGUCAUAUCGGAAUCUCCACUCUAAAAUUUCGGAUAUCAUUGCUGAGGUUGAAAAGAUUGGCUUUGUACUGACAACUUUCAACUGGUCUCUUUAUAUCAAACUCCUAUGUUUGUCUCGACGUCCAGCCGAUCAAUUUCGCGCUUUUACGAUAUUCGAAGAGAAAUUUAUAUCAAAUUUUGUUAGUUGGGGACAUAUUCGACGAGGAUAUACGAAAAGGCCAGACGAUGCACCUGCCGGGCUUGAUUUCCUUGAGCGUCGAUUUUCUCCCUUGAAACAAUAUCAAGUGUUGGGCAAAGCUGGUCGCCAAGCGUGGGCAAGAAUCCGACCGGAUUCCAUGCAACCAACGUAUCUAACCAUGCUUUAUCUCGCAUCAGCCUUAAUCGAUGUCCGCGCUCGAUCUGUUGCAGAUGGCGAAGGGGAAAUGGAUUCGCUGCUUUCAAAAGCCCCACAAACCGUUAGUGCAGUUGCAAAGCUCCCGUUCCUUCGUGAGAAAUUCCAGGGAAUUAUCCUCCGUGGCCACCGCAAUAUGGAUGACGAGGCGGUUCCUAAACCUGUUGAUACCGCUAAUCAUGUGGUCUGGACUGGUGGUAUUCUCGGCGUGGAUGGAGAGCCCCGCCUAGAUACGAGCCCAAGGCAUCAAGAAGCUGAACAAAGCAGUGCAUCCAAGUCUGGACGCCCCCGUAAAUCUAAGGCUCUGAUGGAUCCUGGAGAAGAUACUUCUGAGCCUAGUGCUGAUUUGUUAGAGAGUAUAUUCGCCGAGGACGCGAAAUGGAGGGGAGCUCGUUUUGGAACAGAAGCACAUUUCGAACCAGAACCGUCGCAGCAGACAUUGGACGCUCAGGACGAGCUAGAUUUGGAAAUGGAAAGCCGCCUUGAAAAACAACUUGCCGACGAUUGAUGUUUCCACGUCACACGUGAUCUGAAUUUAAAAAAAACACCCGUGGCCAGUCGCACUUCGGGUAGCGCUAUAAACCACACACAAACAUACAUAUAUAUACCUUACCUGAAAGUCUCAGCUCUAUCAGGUAUACCUGUAUCAUAUUUAUUGUUAAGACAUUGACUGUAUUUUGAAGAUGUGCAUAUUACGGCGUAUGUCAUAUGAAUACUUUCUUUUUUUUUUCCCUUUGUUUUUGAAAAAUGCAUGGGGUUUCAAAAGGAGAUAUCAUCUUCCUGCACUUUAAAAUUGUCGGUUUUUGAGCGGAUCGAUAUAUAGAAUUUUUGGCUCUUUACUUACCA